Molecule: messenger RNA, 1541 nt
Organism: Microstroma glucosiphilum
Lineage: Eukaryota; Fungi; Basidiomycota; Exobasidiomycetes; Microstromatales; Microstromataceae
Exons: 3
Coding region: 128-1300 (390 amino acids)
Biological process (GO): glucan catabolic process
Molecular function (GO): hydrolase activity, hydrolyzing O-glycosyl compounds
Source: RefSeq, a predicted model, not a curated record
GCUCCGUCGUCGUACUCUUUCCUCUUCCUUCUGUAUCAUACGUCUAUCUUGCUUAGCUUCGUCUUCGUCUCCAACAGCUCUUUCCUUCCUCAUCUGCUUCCUCCUCACUCUCUCAACAUCCACCCAGAUGCGCUCAACUCUUGCGGGCAUUCCCACCGCCCUCUGGGCACUGGCGAUUCUUCCUGCCGCCGUCUCAGCUGCGACUUGGUCUAUGACAGACUACUACAGCCCACAGUCUUUUCUCACCGAUGAAUGGAAUUACUGGGACAAGGCCGACCCUAAUGGCGGUCUCGUCACAUACCAGAAUAUGGAGGAUGCUGUGGCAAUGAACUUGAGCUACAUCAACGAUAACAAUGAAUUCGUCAUGAGGGUGGACACUACAGCGACGCAACUUGAAGGCAGACCCUCUGUCCGUAUCUUUUCGAACAAGAACUUCACAGAUGGACUCUACAUUCUCAAUGCCACUCACACACCCACAGGAUGCAGUGUCUGGCCCGCCUGGUGGACAGUCACCUCCGACAUCGACAAUUGGCCAAACGGAGGAGAGAUCGACAUCAUGGAAAAUGUCAACGAUCAGUACACUGCCAAUCUCGGAGUCGUUCACACCAACGCCACCUGUAACGUCGCCUCUGCUGACACAACCAUGACAGGCACUCUCCAGUACACGAAUUGUACCGCGGACACUGGCUGUCGUGUCCUCAUGAACGGAACGAACGCAGUCGGCGAGACUGCCACUGGGUUCAACAAGGCCGGAGGCGGGAUCUACGCAAUGGAGAGGACCCUUGGCGAUACUGGCAAAGGCAUCCGCAUGUGGUACUUCAGCAACGACGAUGUACCUGAGGGCCUUUCGGACAACGCUACCUCCGUAGACACAGAUGCUUGGCCCACGCCAGCAGCCGACUUCCCCGUCACCGACUGCCGCUCUCAAUUCGGAGCUCAUCAGAUUGUCUUCACUACUACUCUUUGUGGUACUUGGGCCAAUUCCGUCUACGGAGACACUUCCUGUGCAGCCACUUACGGCAGCUGUUCUUCCCAGGUCGCUUACAACGGCUCCUCGUACGAAGAGGCCUACUGGGCUGUCAACCACAUCAAAGUCUUUGCUUCUGGCGGGGGCACUGAAGCUGCGUCGCCAGCUGAGAAUGCUGCUUCCUCCUCCUCGGAUGGUAGUGCCACUAGCAGCACUAGCACCGCAAGCAGCACUAGUAGUACCAGCGGAGCGAGCCGGUCCGCGGCCCUCUCUUCGGUCGUACUGGCCUUCAGUAUGGUCGGAGGAUUGGCUGCUUGGAGCUUUGCCGCCUAAAGAGAAAGCUAUGAUCGACUCCUUGCCAUGGGCAGUGGAUCUUCGAAGCGACCGAACUCUUCUGCCUAACACGCCUUGCUCCCUUUGCCACGAUACUAUGUACCCGCUACCACUCACUACCCUACAUUGACUCCUUGAAUCCUUCGUUCUACUGCCACUCCUCCAAACCCGUGUAAAUUGCCCCUCUCACCCUCGUUCUGAAUCGCAAAUAGUUGUACUUGCAAAUGGAAUCGCUUGACUA